Molecule: messenger RNA, 1108 nt
Organism: Condylostylus longicornis
Lineage: Eukaryota; Metazoa; Arthropoda; Insecta; Diptera; Dolichopodidae
Gene: Hus1-like
Product: checkpoint protein HUS1
Exons: 1
Coding region: 48-980 (310 amino acids)
Biological process (GO): meiotic DNA integrity checkpoint signaling; telomere maintenance; mitotic intra-S DNA damage checkpoint signaling
Cellular component (GO): site of double-strand break; nucleolus; checkpoint clamp complex
Source: RefSeq, a predicted model, not a curated record
UUUUUUUUUCUACACCACCGUAGGAUAUUUGUAACUUUUGCGACAAAAUGUUAUUUCGAGCUGUUAUCAAAGAAUCCCAUAUUAUGAAAGAAUUCUACAACACCAUUGUGACUCUAUCAAAAUUAACAAAGCAAUGUGUUAUGAUAAUAUCAUCCGACAAAGUAAAUUUCAUUAUAAAUGAGGAAACAACUAGUGUCGCUCCACUUAUAUGGACUGAGAUCCAAUGCGUAGCGUAUUUUGAUGAAUAUAAAAUGGAUGGAUUAGAUGCUAAGAAUAAUCAGAUUUUUUUAUCAUUCAAUCCAGCUAAUUUAUCUAGAGCAUUGCAAUUGCUACGUGGUAAUCCAGCUGUAUGCAAAAUAAAACUUUCAAAUAAACAGUUUCCCUGUUUAACAAUUGAAAUUGAACUACCAUCUCCGAAUAAUAUACAAAAUCGGCAUAUUGUUCAUGAUGUUCCAAUUACUUUAAUACCACGUGAUGAAUGGUCAUCAUACAAUAUACCGCAAACACAAAAACCAAAUAUUUGUUUGGGUUUACCAAGUAUUCGAUUUAUAAGAAAUUUAGUAGAUAAAUUAAAAAAUUUAUCACCAUCCAUUACAUUCUAUGGAACUAACGAAGGUGAAUUAAGCGUUGUAAUCGAAUCGGAUUCAUUAACGUUAUGUUCAAGAUAUCGAAACUUGGAUGUUAAAUCAACUAACCGAGAUAAUAUGGAAGUUGAUGACCACCAUAAUGUGGAAGUUGGCAUACCUGCUAAUAAAAAAAAUGUACAAAAUAUUAACUCUGGCAGACUAAAAACUAAACCUAAUUACUUCGAAUCAUCAUGCUUGGUUGACUGUAAAAAAACUUCAAUGUUUUUAACUGCUUUGCAAGUAACAAAUGCUGAAUUGUCUUUUAGUAUUAUAAAAGAUCAUUUAAUACAAAUGGAUAUUGAAAUUGGUUGGGGUCUAUUCAUCCAUUGUAUUGUUCCAGCCAUUUGCUGUUAAUUCAAGAAAUUUUUGUUAAAUAAACUUUAUAAAAUAAUUUGCAAAUUUUAUUUUUACUUCGCAAUUUUAAAUGGUAACAGCUCGAAAAACUCUUAAUAAAAAGAAACUGAAACCAAAUUCUUUAACAA